Molecule: messenger RNA, 991 nt
Organism: Balaenoptera acutorostrata (minke whale)
Lineage: Eukaryota; Metazoa; Chordata; Mammalia; Artiodactyla; Balaenopteridae
Product: nicotinamide N-methyltransferase
Exons: 3
Coding region: 162-956 (264 amino acids)
Cellular component (GO): cytosol
Molecular function (GO): nicotinamide N-methyltransferase activity
Source: RefSeq, a predicted model, not a curated record
UUAGUGUUUAACUAAACAUCUACCUCUAAGGGAUGGGCUGAACUGAUGGAAGAAAUAUUGAUAGCCAGAGACUCAGGAAGACAGUUUCUGCAGGGUGCCUCCCUGGCUUCUGGAGGGGAGAGAAGGAGGGCAGUGGACCGUUGGCACAGGAGUGAGACACAAUGGAAUCUGGCUUCACCUCCAAGGACACUUAUCUGAGCCAUUUUAACCCUCAGGCUUAUCUAGAAAAAUAUUAUAACUUUGGGUCCAGACACUCUGCAGAAAAACAGAUUCUUAGGCAUCUUCUGAAAAAUCUUUUCAAGAUAUUUUGCCUAGAUGGUGUGAAGGGAGACCUCCUGAUCGACAUUGGCUCUGGUCCCACCAUCUAUCAGCUCCUCUCUGCUUGUGAAUCCUUCAAGGAGAUCAUCGCCACUGACUAUACUGAUCGGAACCUGCAGGAGCUGGAGAAGUGGCUGAAGAAGGAGCCCGGGGCCUUCGACUGGUCCCCAGUGGUGACCUAUGUGUGUGAGCUUGAAGGGAACAGAGUCAAAGGGCCAGAGAAGGAGGAGAAGUUGAGGCGGGCGGUCAAGCAGGUCCUGAAGUGUGACGUGACUCAGAGCUGGCCACUGGGGGCUGUCCCACUGCCCCCGGCCGACUGCCUGCUCAGCACGCUGUGCCUGGACGCCGCCUGCCCGGACCUCCCUGCCUACCGCACGGCCCUCAGGAACCUCGGCAGCCUGCUGAAGCCGGGGGGCUUCCUGGUGCUCGUGGAUGCUCUGAAAAGCAGCUACUACAUGAUCGGCGAGCAGAGGUUCUCCAGCCUCUGCCUGGGCCGGGAGGCAGUGGAGGCUGCCGUGAGGGAGGCCGGCUACACCAUUGAACAGUUUGAAGUGAUCUCCCAAAGUUAUUCUUCCAACAUGGCCAACAACGAAGGGCUUUUCUCCCUGGUGGGGAGGAAGCUGAGCACAUCUGUAUGAUACCUUGGGGUCGCCAAUUAAAGCAAUUCCUCUGG